UUCGUGAGUGUUUUAUGAAGCUCCUCUCGUUCGUCGCACUAUGGCCAUCGUAAUCAAUCAUGUGGCGUUGGAAAAACUUCUUCACGAGAUUCAGGAAAUUCGUGUGCGCGCCCUGCACGAUAUCGAGAACAAACUGAAACGGGCCCUGUGGGAGAAUGUGGAGCUGUGCUUCAACGGAGCGGCGCUGUUCAAGAACCUUAUUCGUUGGUUUGGCCAAAAUCCGAUCUGCGAGGAGGUGACGGUGCUGGAGUUGAUGUCGUUGCUCCUGACGAGCAAAUAUGGAGAUGAGAUUGUGCAGUACUUCAGUGCGGAUCGGAUCUUGAAGGAACUGAACAAAAUUCGUUGCCUCAUCGAGGACAGCGCGGAACACGACGAGCUGUUGCAGCAGCUUAUGAAGCAGGUGCGCGACAUGAAGGCAACCGAUCAGGCAACAGCUCCGAGGACAGCAGACAGUGUGAAGAGCAUCGAUCUGACCGAAGUGGCCAACAGUUUGGGUAGUUUGAAGCUGAACCACAGCGUAGAUGUGGUUUCGGAUAACACCAGGUUCCUGCGAUCCGAGAACGAUCCGACUUUCUAUGUGACGUGCUGGGAAGCGCCUGCACCGAACGUAGCCAGUGUAUUGCAAUGCUUCAACGAUUCCUUACGUACCGACGGGGACGAAGUGAAUCUACAGCAUGCCCUCAGCUUCCUCGCACCCUACAUCCAGGAUUAUCCACCUGAGUUCUUUCUACAGCCUCCAUACAUCUUCCUGUCACUGCUGCGGUUGGUGUACGCACGCAAAGUAUCGAUCCGGAAGACGCUAGCGAUGCUGUUGAAGUUGCUAGUUUCUCUUGAAAAGCGUAUGGGCGAGAAGAAGCUUAGCGCGAUGCAUAUCCCUAGCGAGAAUGAUGAUCGCGAACCACACGCGGCCGAUCGACGGAAGGUUCAGAUAUCGGUGAGCGGUUGUGUGUACGAGCUGUUUCAGCUUUGUCUCGAACUCUCCAAGGAACUGUCGAGCGAUCUGGACAUGGGUUCGUCGAAUAUGGUCUUCCUGGUGGUGUUCCAGCUGACGGCUCUGGUCGGACAGGAUGAAACUUUCCCCACGCAGCGGUACAUUGAACUGCGGCGUGAGAUGGGCUACCUGAUCAAACACUACAGGCAGGAAUGGGAAUCUAAUAUGUCCUCGGUAACGGCCCGCAUUCGCUACCUGAUCAGUCUACAGAAUCUGCUCAAUUUCGUAUACGCCGAGAAGGACCUCCACUUGGAAGAGGGUCCACCAGUAUCGGCCCUCGUCCAUGGAGAAAGGCACCCGGCGAACCAGUACAAUCCGGCUGACUACGCGAUAACGCUCAACUCGACCGGCCAUCGCCAGGCGUUGGAUGAACUGGAUGGUGUGUGGAUGAACGAGCUGCAUCUGGCACAGCUCGAUUAUUCGCUCCAGUUCGCUUGCGAGGAAAUGUACACCCGCCUAUGGGUGCCAGCCUUCGUCGAGCGGAAUCCGAUCGUCUGCACACUCGCUACUAUACGAGAAGAGCUCGAACCAGCCGUGCAGUUGCUUCGCGAUGGUAUUACCAACUUCGAAGGAGACGAAGCGGAGCUGUUGGGCCUCGCACACGAAGCAAUCGGCACGCUGCAUCUGCACCGAUCCAUUGAGCUUGUACGAACGAUCAUGAAAACGGUUGGCAGCUGCGCCCGAUCGAUGACCGAGGAUGAACCAGUGCGAGACCUGAUGGAAUCCAUAACACUCCGUCUGUUGGCACAUGGCGAUGAAGAGAUACGAUGUGAGGCUUACGAGUUGUGCACGGGAAUGAUGAAGGAUUUCAUUGGACAGCUGGACGAAGGUGCGAUUCUCACACGUCGUAGCCUGUUUUCGAAGACCGCUCCUAAACUACGAUCGCUUGGCAUUCCUCUUUCGCUAGAGAUCCUUACAGAAAUCACCUGCUUUGGCUAUCCUAGUGCUAAUGUUCGGAUUCAUCGAUGCGCCGAAACGAUGCUGCUGUUCCUGUGCAAUUCGCGUGCAUUUUUGCAUGAAAAAUGGGCGGAUGUGCAGGAGAUUCUUUUACCGAUGGCACCAUUACUGCAGCUCGCUACGAUCGGAGCGCACGAGACGACACUACGCAAAGCGGUGAUGGGGCUAUUUCAUCCAGACUGUGAACUACCGCUGCUCGACGUCUUGCAGGGGAAUUUACGAAUGUUGUACCACGAGGACGGUAGCGUACGCGAGGAAGCAUUGACGCGGGUAUUGUUUCUGCUCAGUUCGACCGGUAGGGCAGGUCGAUUCGUGCCUCGGAUCGAGAACGUUAGCGAUACCAUACCGAAUGGGUUGUGCCUGCUGAAGCUUCGCUACGAUCCGGCCAAGCAUUUGUCGACAGAUGUGUAUGAAGUGAGCGCUGUUCGGCCCCUGCUCGAUACGCUUGAACAGGAGGACGGGGAUCCAGGUCUGCGCCGCAGUGCUCUGGUACAGCUGAACGUGAUGGCCGAGGAUCCGCUGUUAUGUGAGCUGAUUCACAACGCAUCCGGCUGGCCGUUGGUACUGAAGGCGCUCUAUAAUGCACUGCAGGAGAACCACUUGCUGGAUUAUCCGGAUACGGCCAUUCCGGCCGUGGGCAUACUGACCAAGCUUUGCUUCACUGUCACUAGCUUCCGACGCUUUCUCGGUACAAACGAAACGGCGUACGAACUGGUCGUACGAUCGUUGCUUGCUUUCCACCACAUGCCAGUGUUUCGGGUGGAAUGCUGCGCGCUGCUCUAUCUGAUGCUAUUUGCCGACUGUUCGCUGGGAGGAGGACGUACCAUCUCACUGCCACGCCUGUGUGAAACCAGCUCCUUUCGCAUCCCCUUCGUAUGUGAGUUUCACUGGCGCAACAGUCCCUUCCGCCGGAUAAGCCCGCUUGAGGAACUAGUUCUUGGAGGGCAGACGGUGCAACAUGAGCCUCGAUCGAGUGCACCGGCAGGUGAGAGCAUCUUGCAGUUAAGACAUAACACGCUAUCUUUGUCGACUGUCGAACCGACGCACCGAGAAUCGAUCCUGCGCUUGAUACGAUUCACCUUUGCCGAUCUGUGGUUUGAUGGUUCGAUCGCUAAGCUUUUGCAUCAAGCGUCGUCUGAUCGGCGAUCGUCUUCGAAAGGCAUCCAAGAACAAGACGAUAGCCUUGCCUCGAUCGCAUAUGGCAGUGAAAAGUCUGCAACGGACGGCAGCAGUAUACAGUCGCUUCGUUUCGCUAGCUCGCUCCGUUUAACCAAGCAAGACCUACAAGUGGUGAAGAUCAGUAAUUUUGCUACUCGAUUCCGCUGGAGUUUGCGUAGCUUAUCGGGAGCCAAAUCACACUCGGAGGUGUUCGGUGCGCUGGCAGUGUUCGAAAGUAAUCUAAUGCUCCCGAUAUCAACUGAUCGCUGUCCAACGGAACUGCUGAUCAAAGCAUUGAAACGUUUCCUACUUACACCACCAUGUACACAAACCGAUCAGCUGCUGCUGAUCGAGGUAAUCAGCAUGGUGGGCGAUCUCAUACAGCUGCGCAAUCGGCAGAUCCUCGAUUGGGUGCUCGAGCUGCUUGCCAACGAUGGAAACGUGUUUUUCCACGUCCUUCGCUCAGAGAGCACCAUCGACGAGCUGUUCGGUAACGUGACGGAUCUGCUGCGCCUCGUGUUACUGAUGGUCGAGUGGCGUGGUGAGGAGGAGAAGCUGACCAAGGCUGUCGCGCCCGGUAUUAACUGGAUAAUUGUGCUGUUUGGUAUCGUAACCCAACAGCUGGACACGGGGCUGCACAAGUGUGAGCUAUCGAGAAUUAUUCCACUGAUGAAACUGUUGCGCGUGUUGGUCGAACGGUCCGACCCAGAGAGUUUCUCGGGAUCAGAGUUAAUCGUUAAGCUGCUUCUAUACAUCAGACAUAUUCGCUCGACCAGCUACACUGGAUCGACUAUCGUGCGAUUGUGCCUGAUCGCGAUAGCGAAUCUGCUCGAACAGCAGCGUCUCGUUGCUGAGGCAGUGAAGAUCACGUGGAAAGCAUCGCAGCUCAAAACGCUCUCUACGCAAUGCGGUCAUAGCAGUGCGUUGGUACGGUCUUGUGCUUGGAAUGUGCUAGCGAAGAUCAGUUGCACGCUCGAAGGAGCUAGCGCGAUCGUGAAAGAUUGUGCUUACCUUCCGGGGGGAAUACACGCGAGCUGCUUGAGCACGUUGCUUGAUGGCCGUGAAGCGGCAUUGGUAAAGGAAGCUGCAGCUGGACUGUUAGUUUGCCUGUUUUCGCAUCGCGUUGGCAAAGAUGGACCAUUGUAUCUGGCCGUGCAACCGGUUGACCUGCGAGCCAAAACCGAACUAGAGCCGCAGGAUCCACUGCAGACUGUGCUAAAGUUACUGGCCAAGCAACGCUUCUUCGAGGAUUCCGUGCGCUCGUUGGAUCACUUUACUGCGCGCGACACAAUGGACACUUUCGGCGAGUGUGAUACCAUUACGCUCAUUACGCCCGAGGUAGUAAAGGGUUACGCUAUGAUCUAUCGGUCGCUGGUAGAGCUGAACGCUUCCGGUUUUGUGACGAUACUGCGGGAGAAAGGCUGCCUGCAGGGGCUGAUGGAUUGCGUUUCAAAGGUUCCUCUGAAACCGACACGUGCUGCAUUGCUGAUGGUGGCUGAAGUGUGUGCCCUGCUGGUGCAAUGCAUGGAGGAAACACACGAGCGAUCCGCCAUUGAAGAGUUGGUGAAGCUGAAUCAGGCGUUUGUUGGAGGGAUUACUUAUCUCCUGGAUCCUGCUGUGUAUGAGGCGCUCGAUGAGGGGACGGAAUACGUGAUGCAGCGUACGGCUAGUGGCAUUAUGCGUAUUCUGUGCACCCUUGCUGGUUCCCAACUCAUCAACUGUGUGCUCGCUCAGCUGGAUGUGAAACCUAUCGUACGGCUGAUCGAAACCGGCAUCAGAAGCAAACAGUCAGCAUACCAGCUGAUUUGUCUUAAAUUCGUUCUACAAAUGGUGAUCUCGUCCGACAUGGGUACAUCAUCGACGUCCGAAUUUCCGUCAUUCUUGGCGCAUCUGGAAUCCAUUGACGUGCUGGAGCAGAACAACAUCCCAGGGAACACAUCCGCGUGGAACUACCGAGACAAGCUACCGAGUGAAGACUCCGACGAAGACGAUAUGGAAAACUUGAAUCCUAAUCGGCGUCCAACGUCAACGAAAGAUGUCGUCAAAGGGCUGACCGAAACACAGACUGGUACCAAUGUCGGCAUAACGGCGGCCAAUAGUGGCACGGGUCGCAUAUUUGCGGCUCUACUUCAUCAGUUCCUUUUCGUCAAUUCGCGCGACAUGCCGGGUAUGAACGUUAUCCUGGCGAGUACGGUGGAAAAGCGGACACUCUAUUCAACCAUUCAAACAUUGCUACGCCUCUCGGUACACUGUCGGCGUGUGGCUUGGGACCAACGACUACUAACGACCGUCAUUGAUCGCUUCAAUACAGUCCACGAGGGACUGCUUGGGCGCCUCAGCUAUCCUGAGUUCGUUCGGCGUAAUGGCGAAUCUAAGAAGCUUCCCGUAAUAGAGGAACUAUCCGGGCUGAUUAGUCUUCUAUCGGCCUGGUUUAGCAAUGCGGAAGAUGUGUUGCUACUUGAACGAGAUCAGAUCGGUCAGCUAUGUCGCAUCGUGUUGCAGUACUGGCCCUGGCUCAGCCACAACCACGAGCUGGAGGUGGACUUUAUGUGCGCCUUAGCUUUCCUCACUGAGAGUUCAAUCGUAGUUUGCAAAUCACUGGUGGGCUCAUUCAGUGGGUAUCCCCACAGCAUCCUUAAGUUGCUCAUCGCCACGGUGACCAGUGAAACGGGACGCGUCAAGGGACCGAAGUGCGAUCUUCGAUUGCUAGGCGUCGUCCUGCGCGUGCUGGGUAACUGCUGCAGCUGUCAGGAGGGUCGUAGCACGAUCGGAAAGCUUAACGUGAUCGACAACAUCAGCAAGCUGCAUCCGAGCGUGACGAAGCUCCAGAAACCGUGGGUCGAAGUGACCCGCCUGUGGCUCGAAUUCUGGGAGAUCUACACGCGCUACAGUGACGUGAGCGAAGUGCGGCAUCUGACGGUUCUGGGAGCUCUAUUCCGUAAAUCGAACGCCGAAUUGCGCCUGCUAUCGCUCUCCAUCCUACGCAAUCUGUCGUUCGUACCGGCGAACCGCAUUGCGCUGCUAUCUUCGUCCGAUUGCAUGUUCAUGCUGCAAACCUCCCUUCAGCAAACGAAUCAGGAUAAGCAGUUGAUCGCCGCAGUAACGAUUUGGAAAUUGAUCGCCAAUAAUCAUAAAGGGCGGGCGGCGGUGAAGAGCAGUCCACUGGUACGCAUGACCGUAGCGCUCUCGAAGCAUUACGCACUGCAGGCUGCGAACAGCGCGGUGGACAAGGAGCUAUGGAAUGUGCUGUCUACGGUGCGGCAUAUUUUGGAGGCUUAGCAUUUUAUGGUUGAUGAAGGUAAAGU
This is a messenger RNA of Anopheles darlingi, 6411 nucleotides long. It is a transcript of the gene ana3, whose product is annotated as protein rotatin homolog. NCBI's taxonomy places the organism in Eukaryota, Metazoa, Arthropoda, Insecta, Diptera, Culicidae. Gene Ontology annotation, cellular component: centrosome; centriole; ciliary basal body. The record is from RefSeq and is a predicted model, not a curated record. The coding region runs from base 41 to 6385 and encodes 2114 amino acids. Gene Ontology annotation, biological process: ciliary basal body organization; centriole-centriole cohesion; centriole replication. The transcript has 8 exons.